CGCUCGCCGCCACCAAGGCCAAGGCGGCCGCACUCAAGACUGCCACCGAGGCGGCGGGCCGGCGCGGCGCCGCCAUCGCCCGCUCCGCAAUCCUCGCACGCGCCGCUAAGGCCAAGGCGACGAACGCGCUAGUGGACCGGGCCGCCAUCCGACGGGGCGCCUCCCGCGCGGCUAAGAGCACGCGCCUCGGCCGCAAGGCGCUCUGCGCGCAGGCCGCUUCGGGCCGCCGGGCCGCGGGCCUCGUCGCGAGGGCGGCCAAGGCAGGCACGAAGGAGCGCGCCGCCGCGUUCAAGGCUAAGCGCGAGGCCAUGGACGCCGCCCGCGCGGAACGCGGCCACGCCCUGCACCGCCGCACCCUCGCUGCACAUGCGGCUGCCGCAACGCUCCUCGCGCGGAAGGCGUCCGCCCCCACGACUCGCCGCAAGAACCUGCCCUCGUACGAGCGGCGGGCGGCCAAGGCCGAGUCCGCCGCCAAGCCGUCGUGCUCG
Molecule: messenger RNA, 488 nt
Organism: Emiliania huxleyi CCMP1516
Lineage: Eukaryota; Haptophyta; Isochrysidales; Noelaerhabdaceae
Exons: 1
Source: RefSeq, a predicted model, not a curated record